Molecule: messenger RNA, 423 nt
Organism: Parascedosporium putredinis
Lineage: Eukaryota; Fungi; Ascomycota; Sordariomycetes; Microascales; Microascaceae
Source: the annotation of a GenBank genome assembly
AUGGACGAUCAACAAGCAGCAUUGCUGCUGGGCAUUGACCUGUCUGACUCCGACAACGCGGAAACGGAGGCUCCCGCCGAGUCCGAAGCCAACAAGCCAGAGUCGCGUAUGGUACAGUCCGCGGAAACCUUUGAGGAAGUACGAAGGACGUAUAGGCCCAAAGUUGAAAACGGAGAGAUUUGGAAAACACUACAAUUGGGCCCGGCAGGGGUACCCGCCACCAAGGCGCAGGGCCAGGCCGUCAUGCACGCGGUGGAGGAACUGUACUUUCUCCGACGGUACGCUGAGGCCCGGGAGUUCUUGAAAACGGCACUGGGGCGAGGUGACGGCGGCAUUGGCGGGGAGCUCCGUGCCGUUCUGGAGGGCUAUGAGAAGAGGUGCGAGGAGAGGCUGGCGGAGCAGGUGGGUGGGAAGGAGUGCUAA